Messenger RNA from Chrysochloris asiatica (Cape golden mole), 781 nucleotides. RefSeq names its product APH1B gamma secretase subunit (gene APH1B). Bases 8 to 781 code for a protein of 257 amino acids. The transcript has 6 exons. Gene Ontology annotation, molecular function: protein-macromolecule adaptor activity. Gene Ontology annotation, cellular component: gamma-secretase complex; membrane; endoplasmic reticulum. The record is from RefSeq and is a predicted model, not a curated record. Gene Ontology annotation, biological process: positive regulation of catalytic activity; Notch receptor processing; protein processing. Lineage: Eukaryota; Metazoa; Chordata; Mammalia; Afrosoricida; Chrysochloridae.
GGUCGCCAUGACGGCGGCCGUGUUCUUCGGCUGUGCUUUCAUCGCCUUCGGGCCUGCUCUUGCGCUCUACAUCUUCACCAUCGCCUCCGAGCCUCUGCGCAUCAUCUUCCUCAUUGCCGGCGCUUUCUUCUGGUUGGUGUCUCUGCUGCUUUCCUCCCUUGUUUGGUUUAUGGCAGAAACCAUUACUGGCCACAAAGAUGGACCAGUACAGAAAUAUCUGCUCAUCUUCGGGGUGCUGGUCUCAGUCUUUAUCCAAGAAGUCUUCCGGUUUGCAUAUUACAGGCUAUUAAAAAAAGCCAAUGAGGGUUUGAAGGCUAUAAACCCAGAUGAGACGGGGCCCUCUAUGCGAUUGUUGGCCUACGUUUCUGGCUUAGGCUUUGGAAUCAUGAGUGGAGUUUUUUCCUUUGUGAAUACCCUGUCGGACUCCCUGGGGCCAGGCACGGUGGGCAUCCAUGGAGAUUCUCCCCAGUUCUUCCUUAAUUCAGCUUUCAUGACGCUGGGUAUCGUUUUACUGCACAUCUUCUGGGGCAUUGUGUUUUUUGACGGCUGUGAGAAGAGAAGGUGGUGCACCCUUCUUGUGGUUCUCCUGACCCAUCUGCUCGUGUCAGCCUUGACCUUGAUUAGUCCUCACUAUGGGAUAAACCUGGUGUCAUCCUACACCGUCCUGGUGCUCAUGGGCAUCUGGGCGUUCUUCGUUGCUGGGGGCUCCUUCCGAAGCCUCAAGCUCUGUCUGCUCUGCCAAGACAAGGACUUUCUCCUUUUCAACCAGCGCUCCAGAUAA